Molecule: messenger RNA, 1859 nt
Organism: Helicoverpa armigera (cotton bollworm)
Lineage: Eukaryota; Metazoa; Arthropoda; Insecta; Lepidoptera; Noctuidae
Product: glutamic acid-rich protein
Cellular component (GO): extracellular region
Molecular function (GO): chitin binding
Source: RefSeq, a predicted model, not a curated record
GAUAACGCUUGACGGACAAUAUCUCGCUCGUAUAUCUGUCGGUAUCGGCAGCCGUUAUCAGCGUCCGAUACCAUGCUCUCGAUAAAAUUGAAGGCUUUACCUUCUAUAUCUUACUUUUGUGCCGGAUCGCAACAGUGACGAUAGUGCGGUCAAAAUGAAUUCUGCCCUCUGGCUGUUAUGUAUAGCGGCUGCGUUAGCCAGCUGCUCCGGGGUCUCAAUCCCCUUGAGACAAGACCCGGAGACUCUCUGCCGGAACCAGGAAGACUUCCUGAGGAUCGCCAGCGUUGAGAGCUGCUUCUUGUACUACCAGUGCUAUUCGGGACGUUCGUAUUUGAUGCAAUGCCCUCCGCACACGUGGUUCAAUGAACAGGAGCAGGUAUGCGACUGGACCGCCGCUCCAUCCCACUGCGUUCACCCAGAACCUGAACCUGAGCCUGAACCUGAACCUGAGCCUGAACCCGAACCCGAGCCUGAACCCGAACCCGAGUCUGAAUCUGAGGAACAAGAAGUAGAACCUGAAGAUAGUGAAGGUUCCGGCGAGGAAUGGCAAGACGACGCCAUCAAACGCUACGUAAAACGCUUCAGAGGAAUCAAACAAGAGGACGUCCAAGAAGAUGAAGAAGAAGUGAAAAAGCUAAGACAAGAAGAGGACGAUGAAUUCGACGGAGAAUAUUUAGAAGAUAACCGCAAAGCACAAGAAGAAAUCGUCGAUGAGCAAGAAGAUGAUUUACUCGAAAAAGCUAAGAGGCUAAUGAGGCAAGAAGCUGACGAUGAAGAUGCUGACGAUGAGGAAGAAUCAAAGAAACGUCAGGAGGAAAAUGAGGCUGAUGAUGAUGAGGACGAGGAAGCCAAAAAACGUCAAGAGGAAAAUGAUGAUGAGGCUGAUGAUGAAGAAGAGGCUAAGAAACGUCAAGAGGAGAACGAGGAUGAGGAUGAAUCAGAAGUCGAAGAAUCUAAACGCCAAGAGGAAGAUGAAGAUGUUGAGGAGCAAUCUGAUGAUGAAGUGAAACGUAAGAAGCGUCAAGUAGAAGAUGAUGAUGACGAGGAUGAUGACGAAGAGUCUAAGAAGCGUCAAGAAGAAGAUGAUGAUGAGGAAGCAGAUGAUGAAGAGUCUAAGAAGCGUCAAGAAGAAGAAGAUGACGAUGCCGAAGACGCCGAUGUGAUAAAGCGUAAGAAACGUCAAGUGGAAGAUGAGGAUGACGACGAUGAUUGGGAAGAUGACGAAGAGGAACUCAAACGUAAGAAACGUCAGGCAGAAGAUGAGGAUGACGAUGACGAUGAAGAAGAAUCUAACAAGCGCCAAGAGGAAGUUGAUAAUGAAAACGAUGAUGAUGACGAUGACGUAAAACGCAAGAAGCGUCAGGCUAACGAUGAAGAUGAUGAUGAAGACAACGACGAGGAGGAACAACUCAAACGUAGGAAACGUCAGGUUGAAUCUGAUGAUGAAGCAGAAAGUGAGAUUGAGCCAAGGAACAGACAGGAAGACGCCGAAGAUGACGAGGCUGCUGAUGAUGAUGAUGAUGAGGCUGAGGAUGCUGACGAAGGAGACGAAUCCAAGAGAAGCCAGGAAGAAGACGACGAACAAGCCAGUGACGAGAAUGACGAAAACAAUGACGAAAAUGACGACGAACAAGAUGACGAUGAAUCAGAUAUUGAGGAGUUGAGGGCAAAGAAGUUCUUCAAAAGCUUAUUCAGAAUUUAAACUCAGAAAGACUUCGGAAGCAUUGACAAAUGCUAUCUUGAAGAGCCUUCAGAAGUCAUAGAUUAAUUAGUUUUAAUUUAUUUAAGUUUAGAAAAACACUUUGUGCAAUUUUGUAAAUAUUUAUUGUUGUUAUUACAUUAAUUAGUUAUUGACUGUG